AUGGCACUUUCUGCGCUCGAGAAGAUAUACUCCAGUCGUAUCAAAGCUAUCGACGAAAGAAUUGAAGAAACCUUGGAGGAGAUUGACAGAUACCUGAAGAGUGGAAAUCAAAAAGACUUGAAUACGUAUCGAAAAAGCUCGCUUCAUAGUGUCGAAAACAUUUCAGCAAAACACAAUGCGAUCAGAGAAUGCCUGCAAAAAAUGCUGCACUUGUGUCAUGAGCAGCCAGAUUCAACGGAAGCUAUUUUCAGCAUACUCAAGAAGAUGAUCCAGCAUUUGUUGCCUUUCAAAGCAGCUUGCGAUUGCGGUAUAUGCGCCGACUGCCUGGAAGAUACCUGUGAUAAUUCCUGCAAGAAGCAGCAUGCAUGCAUAGCCAAUGCAAACCCAUCAGACUUUCAGCCAAGUGAGGAUGUCAAGUCUCUGUGGUGCAGCAUAUGUUACCACACACAAGCCUAUAUAACUCGUCGCCUUAUUGGUGACUCUGAGCUGCUAUCCCCAAAUCAAGGUCUUGUUUGUAAUACCAACUGGGAGAGCUACUUUGAAAUGCUGAGGCUUCUGUUUGUUGCCGGCCAGGUGCAGCGCAUUCAUCAGUGGGUACGUUCGGAACAGCUGCGACGUGCCAGCUGUCUUUGCAAGCCCACAGUUUCAAAAUGUUGCGUCACUUGCCUCAUGCAGUGGUGUUUGCAGAGUUUGACAAAAGAUGUAGCCAUGAGGCCGCCCUUGGGUAUGACAUGGCACGAUCUCAGCGACAGCUACAUCUCCAGUGUACGUGCCAAUGUUAUGCUGUGCCUCCGGGAAAUACGCAGCCACUGGCAGAGAAGAAAUCAUAUCAACGACGUAUCACUUUUCUUACCAUGCCUUCUGAAUCCAUAUUCUUGCUGGGCACACAAAGACGGCAAGCACAGUCAGUAUGCAUAUGUGGUAUUGCAGAAAAGUGAAAGCUACAGUGACUGGACUGAUCAUUGGAUUGUGGUGGCACUUGUCAAUCUCAUCAGCGAGCUGCAGUGGUUUGAGCAACAGCUAAAUGGAAUCAGCCGCAGAACAUGGGCUGUGCUAUCUAAAAGCCCACAGCAAGCAUCAACUGAUGGCACGACAGCGUGGGAUGAGCCUUGCAUUUGGGAAUGGCAGCAGCUGUUGGCAGGCUCUGGUGUACUUACAAUGCUUCAACAAAGUAUACAAGAUCUCAUCCAAAUAAAAAGGACUUUCCACCAAAAUGACAAUGUGUCGGUUGACUUUGCUGGUGCAAAACUACAAGUGAGCGCUAUUGCCUUCCAUGCUAUUCACUACUUGGCCACAUAUGAACCAGCUGUAAGCGCUUGCCAAGGAGCGCUGGAACCCUUUCGUGCUUCAUUCAUACAUGCUGUGCAUGUUGCCAUGGGCCAAGCUCUACGAGACCUGGAAGCCGGAUUUGAGCUCCGGAGCCACAUGCCACAGAGCCUGUACAUCAUGCUCAACACAGGCCGUUUCUUGGACAAUUCGCUGACAAACUUCAUCUCUGCCCUUUCGGGAAAAAAUGAGCAGGCAAGAUCUUUGAAAAUGUUGUCCCAAGUGCCUGAGCUGAAACUAGUUCUGCAGAGUGUCUACGAUGCACUCUUCCUAAUUUGCAGCAACACCCAAGAACUUGUUGGGCUGCCUGCAAGCCCAGUUGUGGCAGGGCCGAUUGUUGAACUUCACAGGCACUGCAAUGCUCUGUUCAACUCAAUAUCUACAAAUGAUACAGAGCUGAAGCACAAUGAACAGCAGCCUGACAACAAACAUGACCAACAAGCCCCGUGGCUGUGCUUCAUGCAGCCUUCUCUGUUUCCUGGUCCACCCUGGGCACAACUACCCACCAACACACAGAUCUGGCUUCCAUUGGCCUUAUGCCUAGCCAGUGAGAGACCACAACCACUGCUUCUACUACAGGCAAGUGAUGCACAAAGCUGCACCCUUUCCACACUGUUGGCUUCUCAGGCAGCCAUCCAAGCUAAAUCUCACGACACUGCAGAUAAUGAGAAGCACUUUUUGGCCGCCCUGCUUAGCGUACUCAUGCUGUGCGACUACCACACAAGCGAAUUCACCAGUGUACUGGUGAGUGUAGUUGAAAAGUUGGAUGGGUGGCGGGAGUUUGAAUCCAGCUCGCUCGGCAAGGCUACAUCAGAGGUAAGGUGCCAGAGUUUAUACAACCACUGUAUUUUGAUGCACAUAGUUCGUUCCAGAGGGCCUGGUGGUUUCAGUCUCUGCAAAGUUUCAAGCCUCGCAACGCCUAUCCUCACAAGUGCACGAGAGAAGCAGUGCUUGUGGCUGCACCAAAUGUGGAAGGAGAUUGAGCAGCACUUCAGGACUUCGCGUCAUGACCUACAGGGGGAGAGCCUGUUGGUGGAAUUGCUCUCAUGUACCAUGGCUGUGGUGCCAACUCUUCCAGCACCCCUGCUGGCCUGUUUGACCAGACUGAGUGAACUGGCUGCCAAAGUGGGCGUGGUCUCCGCUAACAACUCAGCUGGCAUGCAGGUGCUGCUGUCCACACUGUACGAUAUUCUUCAUAGCUCCACACAACUGAAUGAGCUCUUUGGAUCUCUGCUUGAUUCGGAGAUAAGUGUAGAGUGUGCUCACAUUGCAAAUGAGAUGGCAGCACAUGCACUGCAGCUUACCCAACGCCACGAAGACAGACUGCUCGGAAGUCCCGACUGUGAUCAGAGAGUCCUCAACUGUAUGGAUCUGCUGGCUGGAUUACUUGCUGCAGAAAGGGAUGCAUCUAGGGAAGAAAGCCUCUCACAGACAGCCGAAGAUAUUACUCUGGAUCUAGUCGCAGAACAGCUGAUGAGGACUCCACAAGGACCACAGAACAUCGAAUACCUGCACACUGUGCUUCACCAAAAUGAGGCCUGGAUACGACACACCCUAGCCAUCCCAGCAUUGGACCACCAUUCAGUUACACUGCCCUUGCACAACGCACUUCUUCUCGGGAGCAGUCGUCAGGCAACAAGAGAACCAAGGUUCGACCCUCUACAAGCUUACAAUGCCUGCAUGCGCAUUGUACAAGAAUGCAACAAAGUACAGACUCCUCAAUAA
This is a messenger RNA of Rhipicephalus microplus (southern cattle tick), 3051 nucleotides long. RefSeq lists its product as uncharacterized. The record is from RefSeq and is a predicted model, not a curated record. Lineage: Eukaryota; Metazoa; Arthropoda; Arachnida; Ixodida; Ixodidae.